Messenger RNA from Limulus polyphemus (Atlantic horseshoe crab), 582 nucleotides. RefSeq lists its product as uncharacterized. The transcript has 2 exons. The record is from RefSeq and is a predicted model, not a curated record. NCBI's taxonomy places the organism in Eukaryota, Metazoa, Arthropoda, Merostomata, Xiphosura, Limulidae. The coding region runs from base 1 to 582 and encodes 193 amino acids.
AUGGUCAGUGAAAAUUGGUUACACGAAAAGUUGAUCAGACUAGAGAGAGCCACUUAUGAAGGAGCAACAACAAGAGUGAAGUCAGUAUAUGGAGAAGCGGACAAGUCUGAAGUAAAGUUGGGCUACACCAAGGAUCAACCAUUAGACCCCUGCUUGGUCAUCAUUGUCAUCGACGUGUUGAGCAAAGAGCACCGUAAGAGACCUCUGUGGGAUGACCUUGUCAUCGCUGAUGACCUUGUCUUAACAGCUAAAAUCGAGCAGGAGUUACAAACACAAGUUAAAGUGUGGCAGAAAAGUUUGGAAAGAAGAGGCUUAAAAAUGAAUGCCAGAAAAACGGUAGUCAUGAUGAGUGAAGGAGGUGAGAAGAAGAAGGUUAAGAUCACAGAUGUAAACGGGAAGUCGCUGAAACAAGUAAAAUACCUUAGGUACUUGGGAAGUACAAUCCAAAGUGAAGGAGAAAGUGAGAAAGUUAUGAGAGACAGAAUUAAAGUGGGUUGGAGGAAAUGGAAAGAAGUAGCCAUAGUCAUCUGUGACAAAAGGUUACCACGAGCACUGAAAGACAAAGUUUAUAUGAUCCUCUAA